Aspergillus affinis is the source of this 1710-nucleotide messenger RNA. RefSeq lists its product as uncharacterized. Lineage: Eukaryota; Fungi; Ascomycota; Eurotiomycetes; Eurotiales; Aspergillaceae. The record is from RefSeq and is a predicted model, not a curated record. Gene Ontology annotation, molecular function: ER lumen protein retrieval receptor activity. Gene Ontology annotation, cellular component: membrane; cis-Golgi network; endoplasmic reticulum. The transcript has 5 exons. Gene Ontology annotation, biological process: endoplasmic reticulum to Golgi vesicle-mediated transport; protein retention in ER lumen. The coding region runs from base 1 to 1710 and encodes 569 amino acids.
AUGAUCACCGAGGAGGGGAAAGUUAUCGUCCAGCACCUAGAGGCUAUAUUCGACGCAGUAGAUCGCCGCGAAAUCGAUCACCCCGCCGAGUUGCUGAUACUUGGGUUCCGUCAUCAAGCCGAACUUAUAACCGAUUGCGAAGUCGCUCGCCACCGAGUUUUAGGCGCCGUUCAUCCCGAAGUCCUCCCUAUUAUGCCAGGGACACUGGUCCUCCUUACAACCAAACGUGCUCCCCUCCGCGCAGACAGACCUCCCGCAUUGGAUUCAAGAGGACGAUCACCGGCUGCUCCUUCUACAACUCGCCAGCCGCCAUUUAAGAUCCCGCGCGAAUCACCCACUCUUCAAACCGGCGAACCCUCUUUCGGAAAAGAUGAAUUGCAAGAGAAGGCUCCUAUCCCUAGCCAGGACCCUGUCGCAUCCACAGCGCGAGUAAUGGAUCUUGACAAGUCUGACCAAGGUCGUUCUCCCGACCUUUACAGCAAUAGAUCCAAGCACAUCAAUGUCGCGUGUAUCCCCAGUCACCUGAAGGCACCACACAGCGCCUUACAAAACCAAUCGCCUCCAUCUGGCCCCUCGCAUGGUGCCAAAUCUUUACCCUCACAGAACCGGGGAUCAAGCAUUUCCUUGCUAUCCGCGCCGACGCGUCCUCGAGGGGGGGCUAGUUUCAAAGACACGAAUACAUUUGCGACCCCUACGAUGCGACGCGGGCCUUUGACUCCCCAUACUAAUAUACCUCCUUCCGGUCCACGCACUAGUCAUGUACCAACCGGACCAAGCGCCGAAGUUCAUCGCCCUCAUGCCUAUCGGCAAAACAGCGUUACAUCGCCCUCGUACCCCCGUACCCCCAAGUAUACCAACCAUCUUACGGGUCUCUGCACAAUUGUUCCUGGAGGAAGGCUGCUUCCCUCUAGUGUGGAGCUUACCAUGGAGAAGCGACUAUCACAACUAGAUGUAGACAAGGUGCGACUUUUUGAGCAGAUUACGGAAAGCCAAAAGCACAAGCGGAUGGGUCUAAGAGACUGGGACAGACUGGAUAGGGAAAGCUCUAUCUGCGCCUUGAAAACGGACUUUUCCCAUCUCUCGUCCAUCUUCAUCCUUUUACAUAAGAUGAAGUCUUCGAGCAGUUGUUCUGGACUGUCGUUCAAGUCGCAGGCAUUGUAUUUGAUGGUGUUCGUGACACGCUACCUCGAUCUCUUUUGGGCAUUCACCGAUUCUCUCUACAACACAACGUUCAAGAUCCUCUUCAUUGGCUCGUCGGCCUAUAUCAUUUACCUAAUGCUGAACGACUACAAGCCAACUCAUGACCCAAACCUGGACACUUUCAAAGUCCAAUAUCUUUUAGCCUUCAGUGCUGUUCUAGCUAUCGCGUUCCCGCAUGACUACAGAGUUUCUGAGGUACUCUCACCUUCGCAUUCUUUUCCUCUUAGCUUGGAGUUCUCGCUGACGCGUCGAAAGAUCCUUUGGACGUUUUCAAUCUGGCUCGAGUCUAUCGCCAUCCUACCCCAGCUGUUUAUGCUCCAGCGUACCGGGGAGGCGGAUACUAUCACGACUCAUUAUCUCUUUGCCCUAGGGAUAUACCGAGCGCUAUACAUCCCUAAUUGGAUCUACCGAUAUUUCGCUGAGCAGUACUUUCAACCUAUUCCCGUAAUCGCGGGUAUCAUCCAAACGCUCUUGUACUCAGACUUCUUUUAUAUCUAUUACAACAAGUAA